AUGGCUCGUGGUCCCAAGAAGCAUCUGAAGCAUGUAGCAUCUCCAAAGCACUGGAUUAUGGAUAAGUUAACAGGAAUUUUUGCUCCAAGACCAUCCACAGGUUCCCACAAACUGAGAGAAUGUCUCCUACUCAUCAUCUUCCUGAGAAACAGAUUCAAGUAUGCCCUGACUGCAGAUGAAGUAAAGAUCUGCAUGCAGCGAUUCAUCAAGAUUGAUGGCGAGGUCCGCACUGAUAUUACAUACCCUGCUGGCUUUAUGGAUGUCAUUAGCAUUGAGAAGAUGGAUGAACAUUUCUGGCUGGAUGUCAUUAGCAUUGAGAAGAUGGGUGAACAUUUCUGGCUGGCUUAUGACACAAAGGGACGCUUUGCUGUUCAUUGUUUUAAUGACUAUUUCCUCCUAUAA
Vombatus ursinus (common wombat) is the source of this 402-nucleotide messenger RNA. RefSeq names its product 40S ribosomal protein S4, Y-like. The record is from RefSeq and is a predicted model, not a curated record. Bases 1 to 402 code for a protein of 133 amino acids. Gene Ontology annotation, cellular component: cytosolic small ribosomal subunit; ribosome. Gene Ontology annotation, molecular function: RNA binding; structural constituent of ribosome. NCBI's taxonomy places the organism in Eukaryota, Metazoa, Chordata, Mammalia, Diprotodontia, Vombatidae. Gene Ontology annotation, biological process: translation. The transcript has a single exon.